GCUGCUGGGAACCUGCAGAGGGAGUGGAACUAAUGGGAGCACUUUGCCUUUAAGCCAGCAGUACACCUGGAACCUGCUCUACCUGAGCUGCUGACGUAGGGGGUUGGUGAAGACAGGAAGGAGGAAGAGGAGCCGGGAGUGUUUCCAUACAGAAAAGAGAAUAAAACCUCUAAAAAAAUAAGGACCCCCAGCUCACUGCGGUGCAACAGGAGUCCAGGGCUAGCCCACAAGGAUAGGAGUAUUUCAACAGAAGAAGCAUUAGAACCUUUAUAGUUCCAGCAGAAUAAUUAUUAACCCAUUGGCUGCGAGUGGGGGGAGAAAGGAAAAAUCCCAGCAGACAGUAUGUCAGCCUCCGCUGUGUUUAUCUUGGAUCUAAAGGGAAAGCCCCUUAUCUGCAGGAAUUACAAGGGUGAUAUCGACACGCUGGAGAUCGACCAUUUUAUGCCCUUGCUGGUGCAGAAGGAAGAGGAGAGCAACCUGACUCCAUUGCUGACCCAUGGAAAAGUGCAUUUCAUGUGGAUCAAACACAGCAAUCUCUAUUUGGUUGCACUAACCAAUAAGAAUGCCAAUGCCUCCCUUGUAUAUUCCUUCCUGUAUAAGCUGGUAGAGGUGUUCACAGAAUACUUUAAAGAGGUGGAGGAAGAGAGUAUCCGGGAUAACUUUGUCAUUGUGUAUGAGCUGCUGGAUGAGAUCAUGGACUUUGGGUUUCCACAGACGACAGACAGCAAGAUUCUACAGGAGUAUAUCACACAGCAAGGAAACAAACUGGAUACGGGCAAAUCUCGUGUCCCCACCACUGUGACCAAUGCUGUGUCCUGGAGGUCCGAAGGGAUCAAAUAUAAAAAGAAUGAAGUCUUCAUAGAUGUGAUUGAGUCUGUCAAUAUUCUAGUGAACAGCAACGGCAGUGUUCUACGGAGUGAGAUUGUGGGCAGUGUGAAGUUGAGGGUCUUUCUCUCAGGGAUGCCGGAGUUACGGCUGGGGCUUAAUGACAGAGUCCUCUUUGAAUUAACUGGACGUAACAAGAAUAAAACAGUGGAGCUUGAAGAUGUGAAGUUUCACCAGUGCGUCCGCUUGUCCCGGUUUGAGAACGACCGCACCAUUUCUUUUAUCCCUCCGGAUGGCGAUUUUGAGCUCAUGUCUUACAGGCUGAACACACAGGUUAAACCAUUAAUCUGGAUAGAAUCAGUGAUUGAGAAAUUCAGUCAUAGCCGGCUGGAGAUUAUGGUGAAGGCCAAGGGCCAAUUUAAGAAACAGUCGGUGGCAAAUAAUGUGGAAAUUUAUGUGCCAGUCCCAAGUGACGCGGAUUCUCCCAAGUUUAAAACCAGCGUGGGGAGUGCAAAAUACGUCCCUGAAAAAAAUGUGGUGGUCUGGACGAUCAAAUCAUUUCCGGGGGGUAAGGAGUAUCUUAUGCGUGCGCACUUCGGCCUGCCCAGUGUGGAGAGAGAAGAAUUAGAAGGAAAACCCCCAAUAAAUGUCAAGUUUGAAAUCCCCUACUUCACAGUUUCAGGAAUCCAGGUUCGAUACAUGAAGAUCAUCGAGAAAAGUGGAUACCAAGCCCUUCCGUGGGUCAGAUAUAUCACUCAGAGCGGAGAUUAUCAGCUGAGAACCAACUGAAUGAACCACCUGCUGACAAUGGAAUUUUGCCUAGUGGGACGACAUCUUGUUUUCUUACUCUUGUAUCCCAAAUCCUGAGAAUCGCUUUCAAGUGUGGUCUUUUUUUUGGUUUGUUUUUCAUUUUUCCUUGGAAGCUUUUUUUUUUUCUUUUUUUUUUUUGCCCCCACAUCCUUCGUCUUGUAUUGGGAGCUUGAUGAUUUGCACUUGCAUUGAAAGGCUUGGGCUGGAUUCCCAUAGGCGCAAGCUGAAGGGACCCUCACUAUAUUUCUCAUAGAAAUAGGUAGUUUCUUACCCAGCAAUAAGAUAAAGCAGCAUGUUAAGCAAUGAGUGUGUUUGUUCUGCGCCACCCAGAAACGAGAGAAAGGGGGGUUCAGUAUUCCUCUUUGACUCCACCCCCUAAUCAGCUACAAAUCUCAUCUCUCCCAUCCUAUGUCUGCAAUCAAUAGUUCAGAAAACGUCACGUGAUACUUUCCCCUUUAGAUGGAUUUGUAUUAAAACAGCAAUUUAAAUAAAUGAAAUAUUCUUAUUAAAAUAA
Xenopus laevis (African clawed frog) is the source of this 2149-nucleotide messenger RNA. It is a transcript of the gene ap1m2.L, whose product is annotated as adaptor related protein complex 1 subunit mu 2 L homeolog. Gene Ontology annotation, biological process: vesicle-mediated transport; intracellular protein transport. The record is from RefSeq and is marked provisional. Gene Ontology annotation, cellular component: clathrin adaptor complex; Golgi apparatus; clathrin-coated vesicle membrane. NCBI's taxonomy places the organism in Eukaryota, Metazoa, Chordata, Amphibia, Anura, Pipidae.